AAAAACAACCAAAAGACCUUGUCAGCAAGUGUCGUAUGUGAAUUUUGUUUUUUGCCAGGAGGAUGUUCCCGUUUCUGAGCUUCAACAUCAGCUCGCUGGACCCGUCGGCCCACUACAACGUGUACGUGGACGUGGUUCUGGCCGACCAGCACCACUGGCGCUACCAGGGCGGCAAGUGGGUGCAGUGUGGCAAAGCGGAGGGCAACAUGCCAGGAAACAGGAUGUACGUGCACCCCGACUCUCCCAACACGGGCGCCCACUGGAUGAGGCAGGAAGUGUCCUUCAGUAAGCUCAAGCUCACCAAUAACAAGGGCGGAAGUAACAACGUGGCACAGAUGAUCGUGCUGCAGUCCCUACACAAGUAUCAGCCGCGUCUGCACGUGGUGGAGGUGAAGGAGGACGGCAGCGAGGACGCCUUCCACGUGUCCAAAGCGCAAACCUUCGUCUUUCCCGAGACGCAGUUCAUCGCCGUCACCGCCUACCAGAACGCCGACAUCACUCAGUUAAAGAUCGACCACAACCCCUUCGCCAAAGGCUUCCGCGACAGCUACGACAACUUGUACGCAGCGCCCGACCCCGAGCGCCUCACCCCCUCCCCGACGGAGAGCCAGCCGCUCCUGGCCGGGGGCUGCUACCCGGCGAGCUACCUGUCGGAGCCGUACGUCAACCCCCUGCCCCAGGGCCGCUUCUACGGCCGGGAAGCGGCGGCGGGCGGCCAGCAGCACAAGGACGGCCCCUCCGGCCCGGGGCCCCACUGGUACGUGCCGUCCCAGCAGGCCGCCGCCCCCAACCGCCUGGACUUGGCGUCAUCCUUCGAGGGCGACUUCUCCGGGAACGCCCUCUACAAGCCCUUCCCCUUACAGAACCCCCCGCACCCGGCCCUCAGCUACUACCCCGAGCGCCCGUUCGCCUCCGGCAGCGUGUCCGCCACGGCGGCAUGGACCGGCACCCGGGCCCCGCCUCAGUACCUGGCCAGUAAGCCGGCCCCCAGCCUGGCCUGGUUUCGCCCAUUGUCUUCGUCGCCCGCAUUGCCCGGUAACGCCCGGCUGCACGCCGGCCCCCUGCACCCCGCCCCGCUGGAGCCCCUCCCGCUGGCCGACAAGGGCAAAGACGCGGCGGAGGGCGAGCAGCACUGGCUGGAGCCGCCCUCGUUGAAGUCGCCCGACUCGGUGGAUUCGGCCCCGUUUGAGGGCGGCGCGGGCGACGCCAAGAAGAGGAGGGUGUCGCCCUACACGUCCAGUACUGAGAACUCGCCGCCGCCCAAUCACGGGGCACAGCUGUGCGACAAAGAGGCCAAUUACUUUGGCUAUUACGCCCACUGAGCCACAGCACUUCACAUAUCUCGCCCGUUUUUGAAAUUGGUACGAGAUGGCGUACACCCUGUACAUUCAAAAUGUGACAAAUGGUCGCACCCGCGCUAAAUUGUCUCCCCACCCCAAAGGGGGAAAAAAAAAAAAAAA
This is a messenger RNA of Hippocampus comes (tiger tail seahorse), 1460 nucleotides long. RefSeq names its product T-box transcription factor 21 (gene tbx21). Gene Ontology annotation, molecular function: DNA-binding transcription factor activity, RNA polymerase II-specific; RNA polymerase II cis-regulatory region sequence-specific DNA binding. The record is from RefSeq and is a predicted model, not a curated record. Gene Ontology annotation, biological process: lymphocyte migration; positive regulation of DNA-templated transcription; regulation of transcription by RNA polymerase II. The transcript has 5 exons. Gene Ontology annotation, cellular component: chromatin; nucleus. The coding region runs from base 63 to 1322 and encodes 419 amino acids. Lineage: Eukaryota; Metazoa; Chordata; Actinopteri; Syngnathiformes; Syngnathidae.